AUGUCAAAGAUCCUCAAAAAGGCUCUCAAGAGAGUGUCUUGGAGACCAUCGGAGGGCUCUCAGUACCCUGUAACGACGCCGGAGGUUCCCACUUCGGACCAGGGCGCUGUAGGAAAUGGGCGGAUUGGGAAUGGGAACUCGACAUCUCACCUUCACGGGGUUUUCGAGGUAGAGAGGCCAGAGGAGGAGGAAGAACAGGAAGAUCGCAUCACGCUCGCCAUAAUCGGUGCUGGACAACGAGGCAGG
This is a messenger RNA of Acaulospora colombiana, 246 nucleotides long. NCBI's taxonomy places the organism in Eukaryota, Fungi, Glomeromycota, Glomeromycetes, Diversisporales, Acaulosporaceae. The record is from the annotation of a GenBank genome assembly.